Messenger RNA from Neltuma alba, 1363 nucleotides. Its product is annotated as homeobox-leucine zipper protein HAT4-like. Lineage: Eukaryota; Viridiplantae; Streptophyta; Magnoliopsida; Fabales; Fabaceae. Gene Ontology annotation, biological process: regulation of DNA-templated transcription. Gene Ontology annotation, molecular function: sequence-specific DNA binding; DNA-binding transcription factor activity, RNA polymerase II-specific. The transcript is spliced from 4 exons. Bases 137 to 1021 code for a protein of 294 amino acids. Gene Ontology annotation, cellular component: nucleus. The record is from RefSeq and is a predicted model, not a curated record.
CCUCUCCCUCUCCCUCACUCUACACCUCUAAGCUUACACAACCUCCCUCCCUCCCUUCCUUCCUAGUCACCACAAAUCCAAUUUCGUUUCUCGCCCCACAAGCUUGGGCUUAUUAUAUCUGCAGCGCAUAAACACCAUGGGUGAAAAGGAGGACCUGGGUUUGAGUCUCAGCUUGAACUUCCCCAACAAUCCUCCUAAUCCUCUCCAGCUUAAUCUCCUCCCUUCUUCUACUUCUCUUGCUGCCUCCAAUCUUCACAAACCCUCUUGGAACGAUGCCUUCGCCUCUUCAGAUCGAGAUUUUGAAACAUGCAGAGGCGAAGGUCGAUCUUUCCUGCGAGGAAUCGACGUGAAUCGAUUGCCUUCCGGGGUGGACUGCGAAGAGGAGGCGGGUGUUUCGUCUCCGAACAGCACGAUCUCCAGCGUGAGUGGCAAGAGAAGUGAGAGAGAGCCCAACGGAGAAGAGCACGACGCCGACAGAGACUGUUCUCGAGGAAUCAGCGACGAAGAAGACGCUGAAACCUCCAGGAAGAAGCUGAGGCUUUCAAAAGAUCAAUCCGCUAUUCUCGAGGAAAGCUUUAAAGAGCACAAUACCCUCAAUCCCAAGCAAAAGUUGGCGCUUGCAAAGCAGCUGGGCCUUCGACCAAGACAAGUAGAGGUCUGGUUCCAGAACAGAAGGGCAAGGACCAAGCUGAAGCAAACUGAGGUAGAUUGUGAGUUCUUAAAGAGAUGCUGCGAGAAUCUCACGGAAGAGAACAGGCGGUUGCAGAAGGAAGUUCAGGAGCUUAGAGCACUGAAACUCUCCCCACAGCUGUACAUGCAAAUGACCCCACCCACAACCCUCACCAUGUGCCCGUCAUGUGAGCGGGUCGCCGUGCCGCCCUACGCCGCCGCCGCCGUUGGCAGCAACCGCCCUCACCCGAUGGCCCAAACUCAUGCUCGUCCCAUCCCCGUCGGCCCAUGGGCUCCUGCGGCAGCUCCCAUAGCUCACCGGCCCUUCGAUGUUCUUCACCCGAGAUCAUGAUAGCACGGUGAGGGGCGCUUUGGACAUUUUGGUCAUCGAAGCCCCUUCUCGAACGUGUACGGCCUGGAAAAUGGGGGACACGGUUGUAAUUGGGGACACGGGAGUUAUUUGUAUGUUUAAAGUUGGUGUCUAAGAUAUGGUUGGUGGGAGAAAUGAUUUGGUGGGUCUCGAUUGUUUUGUACCGUUUUGACCCACCACUGUUGGUUUUUUGGGCCAUGGGGGUGUACCUAGCAGCUCUUAAGAUUAGGCUUAGUUUCUAAUACUUUUCAUUUUUGCAUUCCGAAGAGUAAAGGCAGACUUUGUGUAUAUUGCAGCGGUCUAAUAUAAACUUUCAGCUGUUAG